AGAGUAAAACGACGCGCCGGCGUCGAAUCGUCGUUUUGCCCUUUUUUCCCUUCACCCUCUGUAGUCUACGAAAUUAUGCUAUUAAUUAUGGAUUGUAACCCUUCUCCGACCAAACGUCCACCGAGUACCCCGACCAACAACCGUUUCCGCAUUACGUCCUCACAAAUAACGAAGCUUACUCGACGUAUUACGUCCGGAUUGUCAUAUUUUAAAGGCAGGUCAACUUCGAGCCAGGAGGAAACGCCAACUAUGAGAAGGCGUCUUCUUAGACAAUGCAGGACGGAGGCGUCCGUUAAUGAACCAAUAGCAGGUCGUUCCGGUUGUGGAAAAGAUAAUUUUGUCCAAACCGGCGGCGAUGGCGAUGAAGAUGACGGCGGCGGGAGUUACGAAGGCGGCGUCGGUGAUCAGGUAAUAAAUAAUUUAAGAAGCGGCGAAUAUAGCCUGAAGGGGUUAAAGACGUACCCUAAAAACAGAUGGCGCUAGCUCGUACUCUUUUUAUCUGCUUUAGUUUGUCAGUUGUUGUUUUUUUCCUUUGUAAUUUAUGGACAAACUAAUGAUAAAAGGGAACAGAUAUGGAGAGAAGUGAAAUGGUAUAGAUAAAUAAGCACUGAGAGAACAAACGACAAAGAGGAGCAAAUAGUAAAAAAAAAGAGAUAGAUAGAAAGAUAGAGAAAAAAAAAGAGAGAGAGAGACGGGGGGAGGGGGCGAGGAGAGAGAGACAGAGAGAGAGAGAAAAAGGAGAAGAAGUGAUAGACAGAUAGAGCUUGAAGAGAGAAGAGGGUAUAGCUAAUUGAUGAAAAAAACAAGUGAAAGGGAGUGAAACAAGUAGAAAGAACGAGGAAAUAUACUGAGAAAAUUGGAAAAAAGAGAAAAGAUAUACUGUUGUCAUAUAGUAUGGAAAAAAGGUUGGUCAUAGAAAGGAAAACAUGAAUGAAAAUUCCUGUAUUACGUUUCCCACAACCGUCAACUGCACUAAUCGAUUUUUAUACAACGGCCCCGACUUCUUUCCGCAAAAUAAACUAAAAAUCUUCCUAACGAUAAUAACCAGAUUCCAUAUUUUUCGGGUCCAUAACCCGAUCAUUACUGACAUGAUUGAGUUACCAACGAAGCGUUGUUAUUGAUAAUGGUUACCCCAACCUUAACCUCACUUUAUUAAAAAAAAACUAGAGCCCAUAUUCGUUCCUUUGUAGGUUUUUUGUCCUAACAACGAACUGGAAUUGUAUGCAAUAUUUAUAUAUGUUUCACAGGCCUAUUAACUAAAUUAGAAUCGCCAAGUAAUGUUGACGUUUCAUAAUGAAUAAAAACUAGCCUAUAGUUGUUGCGUAACUGGCGUAACAAACGUAAGAAACAAAAAAUAUAUGUGUAUCAAGAGUCAAUUGAUAAAUGAAUAACAAAAGAAAUAGAUUAGUUAGUGAUAAGGAAGAGAAAAUAGAAUGAGGGAAUAUAAAGAAUAUAGGAAACGAAGAAAAAAAGAGACGUAUAAAGCGAUCGAUUCUGUCGACUUAAUAAACUCGAUUGAUUUCUACCGCGGCGGAUGGAUAGAAUCCGAAGCGAGGGACACCUAUACCUAAGCACUUUUUAUAGACAACGUGCCUCAAUUAGAUGCUUGGUGAAACUCGCCUACACGUCUCCACUGAGGUGGUUUCUCUGUCUCAGUAAUAGGAAAAACAUAAGUGAUAAAACUAAAGUAAAUACAAUUGAGAAGAAACGAUAAAGAGUUUAUCUUGUAUAUUUCUGUGCGAAAAAUUUAAAGAUGAUUAAAGAGAUAUAAGUCAAUGAAGCGGAAGUAAGGGAAAAUAGAAAUGAAAGAUCUGGAUAGAAGUGAUGAAAAAUAUAAUUAAUUAGAUAUUUGGGAUAUAUAAUUUUUCAAAUCAUUGCUUCAGAAUGAGAAGAGUAAAUUCGGAUGCCUAUCUAACACAAAGGAAAUGUUUAGACCAUCCUUUUUAUCAUUUAGAAGUUCAUUUAAAGAGGGGAGCUCAAUUAGUCGUUAGGGAUUCUUCUGGUUCUAGCGAUCCGUAUGUUAUAUUUAAAGUUGGAAAGAAACAAUUAUAUAAGAGCAAAACUGUUAGCAAGAAUUUGAACCCAUUAUGGGACGAACGAUUUACUCUCCCAAUUGAGGAUCCAUCGGCAACUAUAACAGCUCAUGUCCUCGAUUACGAUCGAGGAUUGAGGAGAGAUGAUCCAAUGGGAUUUGUUACUAUAGACUUAAAUCUAUUAGAUUUGAAUAAAUUAACCGAGCUCAAAUUAAACCUUAAACCAGAGAAUCCAGAAAAGGUUAAGGAAGAUUAUAUGGGUUAUUUAGUGCUACAAGUUAAGUUGAUACCUAAAAGCCUUGAGGAAAAGGAAGAGAUUAUGGCCUGUCAGACCAAUAAGGUAAACACUUUGUAACUCUAUUCCUGGUCUAUUUUCUGUCUUUUUAGUCUUCUUAUAUACUUAAACAGUUAAUGAUAAUUUGGCUUUUAUUAUUAUCAAAUAAGUUAGUCCUACAUAUUGAACUUGUAAUAGUUAAAAGGUUGUAUCGCUUUUCUAUGGAAUAUAAUAACCUCUCUUUUUACUGUAAACAUAUCCA
Messenger RNA from Dimorphilus gyrociliatus, 2569 nucleotides. The record is from the annotation of a GenBank genome assembly. Lineage: Eukaryota; Metazoa; Annelida; Polychaeta; Dinophilidae.